AUGGCAUCCACCUACCCUGAGCUCGUUUGGCGUCAAACCUCCACCGGACUAUGGCAACGCAGCGUCGACGAGAUAGAGAAGCACUAUGCCAUUCUUCCCGUUCUCUACGAGGGCAGCGGCCUCAUGUUCUUUGCCAUCACCGGUCAUGUCUCCCUGACCGUCGAUGCCACCAACGCCGGGUCCUCUUCCGACGCCAGCACCGUGGAUGAAGCUCUCAAGAAAGCAUGGCUCGCACUCCGUCACGACCAUCCCACCAUUGCUUCCCAGGUUACUCAAGAUGCCACCACCGGGAAAUGGACAAAGACCUACCGCCAGUUCCAAGAUGAAGCCGACAAAGAGGCCUGGCUCAAGACAACCCUGGUUCCGGUCUCCUCUCAGCAAACUGGCAUCACCUGGGCGAAUUCCAACCCCCCAGCUCCCAAGGUCCCAACUCUUUUCGUCCUCAGCCCACCAUCCAACAAGGACGGCCUCGUCCGCCGCGACCUCGUCCUCCGCUCGCCCCACGACAUCAUCGACGGCAUCGGCACCCUCACCCUCCUCGACAACCUCAUCACCCAUGCAGCCAAGGCGUACUCCGAAGGCGAUGCCUACAAGCUCCCACCCUUCGACGGCUCCGAGGCCUCAAACCUCAGCCCGCCGUUCCGCAUCGCCGCCAACGUCCCCCCUUCCCUCACCGAUGCCCAGCAGAAGCAUCUGGCCGACAUGUCCGCCCAAAAGGCCGCCGCAAUGGAAACCCCCGGCGUUGAAAUCAUCGACAUGCCCUACCGCCGCGGCGCAGCCGUUCCUCACCGACACCAACGCGUCUUCCGAACCCUGACCGAGACCCAAACCUCCGCCCUCCUCAAAGCCUGCAAGGCCGCCUCCGCAACCCCCACGCACGCCUUCCACGCCGCCAUCGCCCUCGUCCUCCGCGACAUCCAGCCCCGCAGUCCCGUCUCCAAGCGCGUCCGCUACGUCAACUACAUCCUCCGCAACGAGCGCUCAAGCUGCCAGGCACCCUACAACUCCGCUAAACACCCCGCGGCGCUCUACCACUCCGUCCCAGGCCAGAGUCUCGUCGUCGACAUGGACCUCCCCGCCGAUGGCAAAGACAACGCCAAGUCCGUUCAGGAAGAGUUCCUGCCCAUCGUCCAGCAGAUGAAGGACUUCUACCACGGUGUCCGCAACGACACGGAGCACUACGCCCUCGCCACCGACAUCUGGGCCGCCAUCACCCCCGAGCUGCCCACUGGCCCCCGGCCUCUCCCCGUCCCGCCGCCCAAGGCCCACCCUUCCGUGUCUAUCUCGAGCAUGGGGCGCGUUGACGGCAUCAUCGCUCCCAAGAACGGAGCCUUUGAGGCUCAUGAUCCGUGGGUCACCGGCGAGGAGCUCGGUAACGGGCUGGGUCUGUUCUUGGGCACCUUCCGAGGCGAGCUGUGUCUGAGCGCGGCGUACAAUGAUGCUUGGCACACUGAAGCAGACAUUCUCGACUUCUUGAAGCGAUGUGAGGACAUAGUCUUCCGUGGAUUUGGCAUUGAAUCUUCUUAG
Messenger RNA from Colletotrichum gloeosporioides, 1527 nucleotides. RefSeq lists its product as uncharacterized. The coding region runs from base 1 to 1527 and encodes 508 amino acids. The transcript has a single exon. The record is from RefSeq and is a predicted model, not a curated record. Lineage: Eukaryota; Fungi; Ascomycota; Sordariomycetes; Glomerellales; Glomerellaceae.